Molecule: messenger RNA, 974 nt
Organism: Suncus etruscus (white-toothed pygmy shrew)
Lineage: Eukaryota; Metazoa; Chordata; Mammalia; Eulipotyphla; Soricidae
Gene: NTHL1
Product: nth like DNA glycosylase 1
Exons: 6
Coding region: 8-913 (301 amino acids)
Biological process (GO): nucleotide-excision repair; base-excision repair, AP site formation; base-excision repair
Cellular component (GO): nucleus
Molecular function (GO): DNA binding; oxidized pyrimidine nucleobase lesion DNA N-glycosylase activity; DNA-(apurinic or apyrimidinic site) endonuclease activity
Source: RefSeq, a predicted model, not a curated record
GUGCUGCAUGAGGGUCGCCGCGAGGAUGCUUACCCGCAGUCGGAGGAGAAGUCUGCCUCCUGGGCUGCGGCGAGCCUCGGACGAAUCCUCGCCGCCCCGGACGGCAGGGGAGGCUGCAGGACAGAAAAACCACAGUCCAGGGUGGCAUUCACGGAAGAAAGUGCCAAGGUCCUGUGUAGCUUAUGAGGCUCCAGCAGGGGAGAAAGAGCACAUGGAGCCCCAGGAGGCCAGCUGGGAGCCGCUGAACUGGCGGCAGCAGCUGGCAAACAUCCGUACCAUGAGGAGCAGGAAGGAUGCACCUGUGGACCAGCUGGGCGCAGCACACUGCCAGGACCCAGGCGCACCCCCAGAGGUGCGGAGAUACCAGGUGCUGCUGUCACUGAUGCUAUCCAGCCAGACCAAGGACCAGGUGACUGCGGCAGCCAUGCAGCGCCUGCGCGCCCGGGGCCUGACGGUGGCCUCUGUUCUGCAGACCGAUGAACACACGCUGGGCGCCCUCAUCUACCCUGUGGGCUUCUGGAGAAGCAAGGCAAAGUUCAUCAAGCAGGUGACCUCCAUUCUGCAGCAGCGCUACAAUGGGGACAUUCCCACUUCAGUGGCGGAGCUGGUGGCUCUGCCAGGGGUCGGGCCCAAGAUGGCACACUUGGCCAUGGCCCUGGCCUGGGGCACCGUGUCAGGCAUUGCAGUCGACACACAUGUGCACAGAAUUGCCAACCGGCUUGGGUGGACCAAGAGGACAACGAAGUCCCCAGAGGCUACCCGUACAGCCCUGGAAGAGUGGCUGCCCAGGGAACUCUGGGGUGAACUUAAUGGACUCCUGGUGGGCUUCGGCCAGCAGAUAUGCCUGCCCAUCCGCCCACACUGCCAGACCUGCCUCAACCGAAACCUGUGCCCCUCCGCCCUGCAGUUCUGAGCCCGAACGUAGGACAGCCGCUGGGAACCUUGGAGAAUUUGUAAUAAAGUUUGGAACAUUU